UUUUCUUGCAGCAGAUUGUGUUUUGUGUUUAAUAGACUUCAAUGGACCUGCACCCAAAACGCAAGUGCUGUGUUUUUGAUGCAUUUUGCAUUGUUUUUUUUUCUUUUGCUAAUAGGAAAGUAUGACAGUUCUGUUCAUGUAUUGCGAUAAGAGGCGGACUGACCAUUUGGAAACUCAGGCACUGCCCGAGGGCCCGGGGGUCAGUAGGGGGCCCCAUGAGAUGCCCCUGGUACCUUUCAUAGGCUUUUUUGGCUGUGAUUUGAGUGUGGGCAAGGACACAGGGGCCCCAUGAUCCCCUAUUGCCCGGGGGCCCCAUGAGUUGUCAGUCCGCCCCUG
Staurois parvus is the source of this 336-nucleotide messenger RNA. The record is from the annotation of a GenBank genome assembly. NCBI's taxonomy places the organism in Eukaryota, Metazoa, Chordata, Amphibia, Anura, Ranidae.